AUGUCAAUUAAUGAAAAACUUUCUUUCGUAGGGGACGUUCCACCUACUGUUGCUUGCACAUCCGAUACAUCAACACAAAGCAGAGAUGUCGCAGAAAUUGAUGAAAAUGCCCCGAGCUUUCAAAAGGAACAAUCAGUAUCCAAUGGUUUCGAGAACCUUCAGUUAGAUUUAAAAAUCUGGGUAAAGUACGGUGACAGCCAGCCAACAUUGAUUCUCUUUGAGGGAGAGAUUGUAGACGACUUGAAAAAAGUGGUCAAGAAGAAAUUGUCACCCAAGUUAGAUGACGUGACAGUUGAUGAUAUUAUUGUAAGAAGACAUGAUGAAGAAGAUGACUUGCGUCCUGGGUUAGUGGUGGAUGGAAGUUUUAUAAAUGAUGAUGAAACACCUUUACAAGUUAUUGCAAGGACACCUACGACGUUAAAACGUAAACAUGAAGAGCCAGGAGAUUUCGAGAAGAUUGUGGAUAUUGCAAUAGAGAAAGCAUUGUCUCGACAAAAGCCUGCUGAGAUGAUACGAGUAUCAAAUCUUUCGGAUACAAAAGCAAGAGAUAUAAUUGAUCGUUAUGAAUUAAAAUUUUUUCAACCAUUCUUAUGGAGUACGGAAAUUAGUGAAGAUCACCAGAAGUCCGAAGUUGUGAAUUGGUUUAAGAAAGCAUUGGAUCUACCAAGAGAUUUCCACAUAAAGGAUAUACAUAAACAAAGUUAUCAACGACAGUUACAAACUGCUAAUGCCAUUUUAACGGGUGGUGCUUGUAUUUCUAUUGGACCAAGUGAUACCUCCUGUAUCUGGAUUGAAACUAAGAAAAAUAAGGAAAAGUUUAAACGGGGUCAAGCUAUCGGAGAAUUACUAAUAAUGGAUAAUGAAUAUGCGCCAAGAUCUUUGUCUGUCUUAACUGAUUGCAAUGACAAUUGGAUUAUUUUCUUUUUUUUGGAAGUAGAAAAUCAGGAACAUUAUUUAGCAUCAUCUACAAUUAAUGAUCGCAGUAUUGCUCUGGGAAUAAUUAAACAGUUUGUACUUGAUGAAGGAAAACCUUUUCUCAGGGCUCUUGGAAAAAAUAUUACAUAUGAAGUAAACUUACCAGAACCACUUAAAAAGAGAUCAAAGUUUCUUUCAUCUAUACCAGAAGUGGAUGAUGAAAGAAUGGCCGAUGUGAUUGAUGAUAUGACAGAAAAAGAAUUAUAUAACAUGACAAUGCGCAAGAGAUUAAAAUUAGCGAAAAAUAUUGUUAGAAUAGAGGAACAACCAAUUAUAGAUCAACUUAUUAGACAAUUUAGUGACGAUUAUGAAAAUCCAACAUCAUAA
Molecule: messenger RNA, 1302 nt
Organism: Cetraspora pellucida
Lineage: Eukaryota; Fungi; Glomeromycota; Glomeromycetes; Diversisporales; Gigasporaceae
Source: the annotation of a GenBank genome assembly